Molecule: messenger RNA, 2045 nt
Organism: Octopus bimaculoides (California two-spot octopus)
Lineage: Eukaryota; Metazoa; Mollusca; Cephalopoda; Octopoda; Octopodidae
Source: RefSeq, a predicted model, not a curated record
UAAUUGCGAGCAUCUGUGUCCAGGAGCUGACUGGAAGCUAACGAUACGUCGAGGUAGAACUGAUCAUUUUAAUAGCUGUGUUUUAAGGAGAAGGAAAAACAGCAGAAUACAUCAAAUUGAAGAACAUUUUUGAGAAAACUGAAAUAGCCUGACAACAACUAAUAGAACUAGUGGAAAAACAAACUCAAAUUGCUGGCUUUCUGCUACAGAAGUGGCAAAAAAUGGCGUUGUAAUAUAUUUGCCAUAAGAACAGAUUUUUGAAAACCUGUGUAUAAGAACUCAUUUGGCUUCACAAAAUAUGUUCUAAAUUUAGCCUUAAGUUGUGAAAACAAAGAGAAAAAAAACGACCAACUAUAAGUCCACUUACUAAAACUGCAUUAAAAACGAAAUUAUACGACAGAAAAUAUUGUUUCCAUCGAUACAAUUCAGAUUGAUCGAACUUCAAUUAUAACUGAAGUUUACUUGUCAAGCAACUUUAUAACAAUAAAGAAUCUUAAAGAGAUGGAAAUAUCAAAUGAAUAUCAUUUAUCUCCUCUGAAAGUGUUGCUGGCUUUCAGCUUUAUCUGUUUUGGGAAUUUGGCAAGUGGAGGCCCAUAUAAUUUUGCUGGGCAAAGUUACUUUGAAAAACUACCUGUAUCAAAAUGCUUCCCGAAUUUAAAACAGAGAGUAGUAAAACCGGUGGCAUCCAUAAUUGAAUGUGCAUCACAUUGUUUACAAAAGAAAUAUAGCUUCUUUAGCUAUUGCGAUGAGGAAUGUAAACUAUAUGAAAAGGAAAAGGGAGAGAUUAAGAUGGGAUCUGAAAGUUGCUCGUGUACCCUGUAUUUUAAGUUACAAAGUGACGGUCCAGAAAAUUAUGUGAAUAUAUUUGAAAUAGAAGGAGGUGGCUUUUUAAAAAAUCCGCUUUAUCUGUAUUGGGACAGUUUACCUAUUAAAGAGGUGAGAUUAAGUCUGAGAGACAAUUCCGGUGUUGUUCGACGUUUAUCUUUCAAUGGAACGGGGUCGAAUCUUUCAUCGUGGUUCCAGGAAGAUAAAGUUAUUUUUUCAGGCCAAUGGACAUUUCAGGGACAAGCAGAAUUCUUUUUCAAUAAUUAUUUCAGUCAACCUUGUUUUGAAAUUAAAGCGAAAUCUUCAACAUCAACGCUUUGGCUUCAGGUAUGCAAUAAUAUCAUGAAGUACUCAAAUGGAACGGCAGCUACAGCUUCCUCGAAAAUGGUACCAUUAACUAAAAUGAGAAUAAAUGUUCUGCUCAAGUAAAAUACAUCGUUCACGAAAUUUUGUAUCCGGACUGUUGCCAUAGUAACGAAACUAAAGCACGCAGUGUAAAGCCACUUGGCACAGAUUGACCUUGGACUCUGCUCUGUAGAUACACUAAGUUUUAACGUUCUAGCCCACUUCUGCUGUUUACAACAGUGCUUGGAAGGAACAUGUGUAGUGUGUGAUCGUCGUAUAGACCAUGACAAAGAAAGUUGAACAGAGAAUUUGCAUCAAAUUUUGCCAAAGGCUUGGCGAUACCUGCUCAGAGGCCAACGCAAAGCUUUCAUCAUUCUCUUAAAUAUACAGUUCUAUAUUUAAGAGAUGAGGAAAAUGUACAUUAUUUACAUUUGACGUAUAUUUGUCCUCAUCUUGUUUGUUGUUAAUACAACGUUUCGGCUGAUAUAUUCUACAGCCUUGAUCAGGUAUAUUGGGGACAUUUCGAACCUAAGAUAUUUUUCGAUGUUGUUGUUGUUAUUAUUAUUAUUAUUAUUCAGGUCACUGUCUGGAAUCGAACUCAAAAUCUUGGGGUUAGUAGCCCGCGCUCUUAACCACUACACCAUAUGCCCGUGUGCAAUUAUGGAGUGAAUUUUAUGGCUUAUAUAUCUAAUAUUCUCCUAUCGUUCUUUAAUACCGGUUCCCAUAUGUUACUUAUAUCUAUACUCGGUCUGCUUAGGAGGUUGUUGUGUCCUAGCAUAUUUGCUGCUUCUUUUUGUUUUCGUAUUUUCCAAUGGUAUUCUCUGUCUAAUAUUUUAACUUCAUCCCACGGGGAAGGGAGGUCACCAUUUUUAAGU